Molecule: messenger RNA, 915 nt
Organism: Anopheles marshallii
Lineage: Eukaryota; Metazoa; Arthropoda; Insecta; Diptera; Culicidae
Gene: epsilonCOP
Product: coatomer subunit epsilon
Exons: 4
Coding region: 1-915 (304 amino acids)
Biological process (GO): endoplasmic reticulum to Golgi vesicle-mediated transport; intra-Golgi vesicle-mediated transport; retrograde vesicle-mediated transport, Golgi to endoplasmic reticulum
Cellular component (GO): COPI vesicle coat
Molecular function (GO): protein binding; structural molecule activity
Source: RefSeq, a predicted model, not a curated record
AUGAAUCGAAACAACGAAGUGUCGGAACUGAUCGAUGUGGAAAAUGCUUUCUACAUCGGCAACUACCAGACGUGCAUAAAUGAGUGUAACAAAUUAUCGAAACCAUCGCUCGAGAAGGAUAUCUUCCUGUACCGAUCCUAUAUAGCGCAACACAAGUAUCGAGUGGUGUUGGACGAAAUCAAAUCGACGAACGAUACGCCGCUCCUUGCCUUGCGCUAUCUAGCCGAGUACAUGUCCAACAGUGGACGAAAGGAAGCGAUCGUGUCGAUGUUUGACGAAAAGUUCCAAGGAGAUAUCAACGAGCUGCACGUCGUGUGGAUCAUCGUUGGGGCUAUCGUUUACUGCAACGAGGAAACGUACGAAACGGCUAUGAAGGUACUGGUAGGAAAUUUCAACCUCGAAUGUCUUUCCCUGCAUAUGCACUGCUUGCUGAAAAUGUCUCGAGUAGAUCUGGCGAAACAGGUUGCCACAACGAUGCAGGAAAAGGACGAUGAUGCCACACUGACGCAGCUGUCUCAAGCAUGGCUUAACAUUCAAAUUGGCGGAGAAAAGCUUCAGGAUGCAUUCUUCAUCUUUCAAGAUCUGUGCGAUAAGUUUUCGCCCACGCUGCUGCUGCUGAACGGUCAAGCCGUGUGCUACAUCGGACAGCAAAAGUAUGACGAUGCGGAGCAGGUACUGCGCGAAUGCUUAAACCGUGAUCCCAACAAUUAUGACACGCUGAUCAACCUGCUGGCACUGUCUCAGCAGCGGGACAAAAACAGCAGCCAGUUCAGUCGCUACCUAGCCCAAAUACUGGACGACCAUAAGGGCAGCAGCUUGGUGUCGGCAUACAACAAAAGGCAGGCCGAGUUUGAUCGACUGGUGCUACAAUUUGGUCCAUCCAAUACCAAACCGAUCGAUGAAAUAGUCGCUUAA